This is a messenger RNA of Glycine soja, 3164 nucleotides long. Its product is annotated as YTH domain-containing protein ECT4-like. Gene Ontology annotation, molecular function: mRNA binding. The coding region runs from base 795 to 2882 and encodes 695 amino acids. Gene Ontology annotation, cellular component: cytoplasm. The record is from RefSeq and is a predicted model, not a curated record. Gene Ontology annotation, biological process: mRNA destabilization. NCBI's taxonomy places the organism in Eukaryota, Viridiplantae, Streptophyta, Magnoliopsida, Fabales, Fabaceae. The transcript has 9 exons.
CGUCUAUUUCAUUUUCAUUUCACACACUUUCUUCCUUUCUUUCCUCUGUUUAAUUUUUUUAUUUAUUUUUCUUGCACGCACCGAAACCGCCCCUUUUCAAAGGCCAAGGGCUCUCUCUUCUCUCACUCUUUCUUUCCUCUCAGUUAAUGGUUAGGGUUUCGUAGGGGUGUUAUCGGAAUGUUCCAGAAGACCCUUCCUUCACUCUUUGCCCUCUCCAAUUCCGUCAUACGACGGCGUUUCGUGCCAACCAUGCAUUGAAUUGUUUUCUUUUUCUUCUUUUUCCUUCAGGUUGAGUGGAGAAUAGUGUUCUUGUGAAGUUGUGGGGACGAGGUUUUUUUGUGGUUUUCGUUUUGCGAGUGCUCGAUUCUGGAGUUUUUUUUUUCUUUUUUUUUUUGUUUUGUUUUCUAGGAUUAGAAAAGGGGUUUCUUUUGGGGUUAAAUUGGUUGCUUAAUUGGUAAGUUACUGAGCUGGUUCACUAUUUCGAGGUCAAACCGCGUUGAUACUUUCCUUUCAAAGGGAUUUGAAAGGUUGGUAGAUAAUUGAUGAGCGAUAUUCGUGAGUUUUAGCUUUUGUAGCGUGCUGAGCUGUGAGAUUUAGGUCUUCCCAAUCUCUUUGUGUUGGUGAGUUAACCCUUGUAAGCAACUAUGGGAGUGUUGUGAGAAAUGGAAAUUUGAUAGCAUUUUAGCUCACUUUGCCGAUAUUGUAGUGUGUAUUUGGGGUUAAGGAAGGUUCAACUAUUGGCUCUUUGAAGCUUUGCAUACCAUAUAUAUAGUUGGUGUGGUAGCAGUUCUGGUAUGGAAAUGUAUGAUGUUUCUCAAACUAGAAAUGCAGAUGCUUAUUUGAUUGAAGGCACUGAUUUAAACUCACAUCUAACAAGCCCAAAUAUUCAACAAUUUCAAGCCAUGUUUAAUGAUGGAGCCCCUGAAUUUGUUGUUGAUCAGAACUUGUAUUAUCCUGCUGCCACCAAUUAUGGGUAUUACUGUACAGGAUUUGAAUCACCCGGAGAAUGGGAGGACCACCAUAGGAUUUUUGGUGUAGAUGGUCCUGAUAUUCAGUACACAGGUGCACAAAACGAAAGUUUUCCAUAUAUAUAUUAUACACCUAGCUAUGGAUUUGCACAGUCUCCAUACAAUCCAUACAAUCCUUAUAUUCCUGGUGCAAUGAUAGGAGUUGAUGGUUCAUUUGGAGGGGCAGAGCAAUAUUACUCCCUCCCCAAUUAUCAAAACCCUAUUUCUUCACAUGCUUAUAUUCCUCUUGUUCAACCAGACAAUUUCCCUAAUAGUUCUGUUGACUCAUUGUUUGAUACCAGAGCUUCUGUCAGCAGACCUGAUGGAAAAGGUUUAAAACCUAAGUUCAAUUCAGCUUCUGUUUCCUUUACUAGGAACUCUUCAAAAUCAUUAUCAAAUCCCACAAGUUCCUUACCCAGGAUAUCAGAAGGUCCGAGAGAUAAUACUGGGGUGAAGAAAGAUAUGACAAGUGGCAGGGGUUUUCUUAAUAUGGCUUCGUCACCUGUCCAUCAGGCCAGAAGCAUUGAUGCCUCAACCCAUCCUGUAGAUACUAUUUCCAAUGGAAAUGUUUUGUCCCAUCAUAAUCAAUUAAAAAUAGCUUCCUCUCUGAGUAGUGGAUUUUCUGAUUAUGGAUCUAAUGCUAAUGGACAGUCUGUGGUUGCUAAACUUCGACCAAAGGUUCACAUUGGUAAAGGACUGAGUGAUGUAAAUGGAAGUUCUGAUGUUUUAGGUGAGCAAAAUCGGGGCCCGAGAAUUAGUAAUUGUAAGUCAAAAUUUCCGCUGGCUGUCAAAGCCUAUACAAACAUAGGAGAUGGCAAUACACAAGAGAAUAUCAUCAUUUCUACUGAUCAAUAUAACAGGGAGGAUUUCCCUGUCAACUAUGAAAAUGCAAAGUUUUUUGUUAUAAAAUCAUACAGUGAAGAUGAUGUGCACAAAAGUAUUAAAUAUAAUGUGUGGUCAUCAACACCUCAUGGAAACAAGAAGCUGCAGAGUGCUCAUGAAGAUGCUAAGAGAAUAGCUUCUGGAAAAUUUGGAAGCUGCCCAAUCUUUCUUUUCUUUUCUGUUAAUGCAAGUGGUCAAUUUUGUGGGGUUGCUGAGAUGAUUGGACCUGUUGACUUCAAUAAGGACAUGGACUUUUGGCAGCAAGAUAAAUGGAGUGGGAGCUUCCCUGUAAAAUGGUACAUCAUAAAAGAUGUGCCAAAUGCAAAUUUUAGGCACAUUAUACUAGAGAACAAUGAGAACAAACCUGUUACUAAUAGCAGAGACACACAAGAGAUAAUGUAUAGUAAAGGUUUGGAAAUGCUUAAAAUAUUCAAAAACCAUCAUUUGAAGACAUCUUUGCUUGAUGACUUUAUAUAUUAUGAAAAUCGUCAGAAGAUCAUGCUGGAAGAAAAGACCAAGUUGCUAAUCAGAAGUUUUGAAAAUCCAUUAAUGUUACCCACAUUAGAACCACCUCGGAAGUUGAAUUUUGUCGUUGACAUCCCUCCAGUCAGUGUUGAGAAGAAGGCAAAGAUGGAUGAUGAGUUUGAUAGCCUAAAACAGACUUCAAGUGCUGGACAUAUUGUUAGUAGUUCUGAGGUCACAAGCACCGCAUCUGUGGAUGAAAAGGCUGAGAAAGGUUCAGUUGAGAAAGAAGAUAUUGCUUCUGUCCUUAAGAUUGGUUCAGUUACUAUUACCCCAAAACAGGUGGAGACUAAACCAUCUGGCAUUAGUGUUGCUAAUAAGGAACCGCUUGAUGUUAUCACAGUAGGCUCAAUGCAAGUCAAAGUUAAUGGAUUUGCCGAGUCUUCGGGUCUUUUGAAGAUUGGGAGUAUCCCACUUGAUCCAAGAACACUACAGCUGGACGGAGGUACUCGUGUUAAAAAUGGAUCUUAAAGUUUUCUUAUAAAUGUCGAGGCACGUUUUGGAUCUUUAUGAAAAGAUGGAUCAAUGCAUGCCUGAUUGUGCCACUGUUGGGAAGUUGGGUUUCUAUUCAAUCUUUUUUUUUUACUGCUUUUUUGUUUGCUACUGAUUGAUAUAAAGGGUCAUACUGAUGUCAUGGAUCUUUCGAGCGGUGUUGAUUCAAAAUGCUUUUAAUGAAAGUGUAACCUCUCUAGUGUGAAUAGCAUUUUCAGGAACAGUAUUUUUAGAAAUAUAAUUUAAUUCGUGAAACAAUAA